AAGCUUUUCCUGGGAGGUCCCAGGAAAGGGUUGGUAUUUGGGUAUUUGUUGUGCUGUGUUGUGCGUGGGAAGAACGCACCGCAACGUUGGUUGCAGGAUGCAGCGGUUAAGGAGCUCUUUCUUAGGUUCAGUGUCGGCGGCUAACCUUAAACGAAAAUCUCUUAAUUCAUGGGCUGCCGUCCAGGACACUUAUUUUUCCACCAAGGAUACGUUUGAGAGGCACCGUGUCGUCUUUGCAAUUGGAACUUCCAUUGCAUCAGUUGCAACUGCUGUCUUCGGUUACUCCUUGCGUCAUUUACAUGAAACCAAAGUUGAUCAAAGGCUUCAAUCCAUCGAAGAUGCUAUGAAAAACAACACUAAUCUUCAACAUUCAGAAAUCAAAGACAUUGUUGGUUCCGGAGGUUGCAGUAUUCCUGCUUGUCUCGCCACUGCUGGAACCACCUUUGUUAUCGGGUAUGGCCUGGGAUGGAGAGGUGGAAUCUGGUAUGCAACUAAGAAGUUCAGAAAGGAGCAGAUGAAGAUGUUAGGACAGAUUAAACCUAGAAAAUGGCAAUUGCUUGGGAAGAUUAAACCAAGAGGGUGGCAAUUGCGGUUCCUUAAAAGGCCCCUUUUAAGAUCCAAGUUUCCAGAUACUGCAGUCAAAACAUCUGAAAAAAUUAUAAAGGAUGCACCUACCACCACGCAUAUUACUGGGAAAUCCCAGUAGAAUUGCUAUUACUAUUAAAGUAUAGAUGGCUGUUGAUGCUGGAUUAGCCUUUCAAUUAGAUAAAACAGAGUAGCAAUGUAGUUAUGACCAAUUAUAGUCAGAUUUUGCACUGAUAUUUUUGUUGUUUUGGCAUGCUGUUGCUCGCCCUUUGUUCCAUAUUCUUCAUCCUUGGUGUGAUGAGUUUUUCAGAUGCUUUUGAUUUAUUUUGAUUAUUGAAUAUAUAUUGGAAGAAAUACACAUACUUCCUUUAAUU
This is a messenger RNA of Gastrolobium bilobum, 959 nucleotides long. RefSeq lists its product as uncharacterized. The coding region runs from base 98 to 706 and encodes 202 amino acids. NCBI's taxonomy places the organism in Eukaryota, Viridiplantae, Streptophyta, Magnoliopsida, Fabales, Fabaceae. The transcript has 5 exons. The record is from RefSeq and is a predicted model, not a curated record.